AUGGCCCACGAACCGACGAAAACUGCUAAACUCUAUAGGAUCUCCCCAAAGAAAGCCGCAGAGGUAUUGUUACGCAGAGCUGAAUGCCUGACAGAUUUCAUUUACAAUGCGAACUUGGUUCCACCCAAGCCACCUGUUGGUGACAGGGCCCUUCUUGAGAAACUCCUACAAUCGUUUAAAUCAGAUCAAAAACAGCAUCCAUCCCCAACUGUUUCACUAGGGGUGGAAAGAGAUGGAAUUCAGGCUGCAGUGGAUGGCAGCUAUUCGCGCUCUGAAUCUGGAUCCAUGCGCAAUAUGAUGGAUUGUUUCCGCCUGGAUCCGGUAGAUUAUCACCAAAGUAUGACCUUUGAUGACAUUUCUGGGGCAAGCCUCUACGGCUGGGACAAUAUCCCUGAGUUUCUCGGUCCUUCAAUGGGAACAUUCUCCGGCUAUUCUACCAGUGAGGGAAUAAACUCGAACAACAGAGGCUCGCUCGCCGAAAUGAGCAUGAAUGAGGAUUCUCAAACUCUCUCUGGAGACGAAAACACUGAUAUCGAUGAACAUGUCUUACUGGAUCAAAUAUCGGAUCGUAUGGGCCAACUGCAUCUGACGCCAGACGGCCAAUUGCGCUAUUAUGGAGCAACAUCUAACUUCAAUCUGGGAGGAUCGCUCUGGAAUGACGUGACCCCAAAUAUUAGCUUCGGAAUAGCCGCAGACAACGAGCAAGCAAAUAUUCACGAGAAUAUUGACUCCGGUGAAGAAGCCCAUUUGGAAGCCCUCUUUUUUCACUGGCAGGAUCCGGCCUACCAUGUUGUAGACCAACCGAUGUAUUACCACGGAAAGGCCCUUUGGGGCAACAGGAAAGAGGACAGCACGUUCUAUUCUUGUCUCCUAGAAAACGCCAUUUGCGCCACUGGGGCUCUGCUGGAUCCUAGACAACGAAAUCCACGACAACGAGCUGAGGUAUUUGCAAAGAUGGCUAAAACUCUCCUAGAGGAGGACUUAAAUUCACCUAAAAUUGCCACGGUUCAAGCAUUGGUGAUCCUGAGCACAUUCGAAGCGGGCGCAACCCGCGAUCCACGCGGAUGGCUGUACAGUGGAAUGGCAAUGCGACUGGUGUUUGACCUGGGUCUUCAUAUUGACACGCGACCGCGUGUUCUCAACAAGGAAAUGAGCGAGGCGGAGAACAUCGCCAGGAGUACGGCAUUUUGGGGCACUUACAUCAUUGAUCAGUGA
This is a messenger RNA of Penicillium arizonense, 1215 nucleotides long. Its product is annotated as fungal specific transcription factor domain-containing protein. The coding region runs from base 1 to 1215 and encodes 404 amino acids. NCBI's taxonomy places the organism in Eukaryota, Fungi, Ascomycota, Eurotiomycetes, Eurotiales, Aspergillaceae. The record is from RefSeq and is a predicted model, not a curated record. The transcript has 3 exons. Gene Ontology annotation, molecular function: DNA binding; zinc ion binding. Gene Ontology annotation, biological process: DNA-templated transcription.